AUGGCUGUUCGUGAAAUUUUAAUGAGGAAAUAUGGUCGUUUAUCUAUACCCGAAUCGUAUUUUUUGAGUUUUAUAUCAACAGCAUCCAUGGAUUUGAAUAACAGUGAUGCAUGGUCUACUGUUCAGUUUGCUAAAGAUUUCAAUAAUGAAAGGUUAUCUGUUGUUGGGACUGAAAGUGGUGAAAUCAUUUUAAUGAAUUUCGAUAAUUUCUCAGUCAGCUUCAGUGGUGGCACAUGGUACGAUCUGAUAGGAUGUCAAAGAGGAUUAUGGGAAUUUUUACCGUCUCGCAAUCCCGAUUGCUAUGGCUGUGUAUUAGACGUGGGCUUCGUUCCGCAGAAUAUUAAUAAUUUGGUUUCAAUUUCGGGCCAUUCAGCUAUUAAUCUGUGGGAUGUCAGUCUUCAACGCGUUGUGAGAGAAUAUCGCGGUCAUCAAGGCUCAGUACGCGCCCUAGCUCUGUGUGACUUUUGUCCUCAUGUUUUUUCAACAGCUUCGCGUGAAGGCAAAAUAUAUCUAUGGGAUAAUCGUGAAAGGAAUCCAUCAUCCUUUGGUGCCAGUCUUUAUAAUGUGAUUGAUACUCAUUUUCAUAAGUCAGGCAGGUCAUCAGAAAAUCUGGAUAUGUCCACGAAGAAGGGUGUCACGUCGCUUGUUUAUAUCGAUGAAUUUAUUUUGGCGUCGUCUACUAACUCUUUUAAUGCUGGGAUUCGACUUUGGGAUAUUCGAUAUUUUGGUCGAAAAUAUCCUUUGCGUGUGCUUGAGAAGCCUGAUGGUGAACACAAACGUGAUUAUGGUAUAAUAUCACUUUGUGUCGAUCGUUACAGUCAUGUUCUUUUUGCUGCAUCGACGGAUUCACUAAUUUACGAAUAUAUAAUUUCAUCAUCGAAGAAUAAACCAGUCGAUUUUUUACGCGGUGGUAAAAGAUCUCACAACAGCGUAUUUGCAUCACGUUUAAAUAUAUCUGCUUCUUCAAAUUACCUUAUUUUUGGCAAUGAAAAGCAUGAAGCUCAUAUUUGGGAUUUGCAAGUGAUGAUGGGUGCAAUUAGUUGUCAAGAUAAUUUUGUUGCUACUAUCGCAAGCGAUGGUCUUCGAUACUGGCAUCAACCAGCAGUGCCUUUUGAUGAUAGCAUCGAACAUAAUAAUAUGAUAUCUGGUUUUUCCAAAGCAAUUGCCUUCGAUGAAACUACUGCCAGAAUGUCUUUAAAUGAAAAAAUAUUAAAUGAACAAUUAGCAUCACUCGAUGAUAUUUUCAUAAGCGAUUCGGAAGGAAAUUUGUCGAGAUCUUUCGCGAGCGACUCUGCUAAAUUUUGCAAUGAUUGCAGUGAUUCUGAUGCUCAGAAUAAAUCAUAUGGUAAUAGUAAUAGUAAUACUUCGGGCAAAAAUUUUUCGAGCGUUUCUUUGCCUUUGUCACCACUCAAAAGUUUCGGCAAUCUACCAUUAACGGUAAAAGCAUUAAAGCGUAAACAUUUCCAUGAAACAAUGAAGAGAUAUUGUGCUUUCAAUUCUAACUCCCCGACUGGUAAUCUUCCUGAUUUUGUAAAAGAAAUCGAUCAGUUAAAAGCUAUCAUGAAAAACUGCACAACGCUGGCAAAAAGGAGGCGAUUUGCAGAAAUAGAAACGUUGCCUAAUUUUUCAAACAAUGAAAGACAAAAGUCCCAAGAUUAUCGAUUGGUGCUGGAGAGCAAUCCUCCGACAGAUAUGGAUUCUAAAGAUAUGGAUUUUAUUUCGCGUAUCGAGUUAGGUUUCUGUCAUCCAGUGACUUUCAGAUAUUACCAAGAUUUAUGUAGAACGGGUGAUUUAUCGGAAAAAGCUUCUCAGGCAAAAACUUUGAAGGAUUUUUUCUGUAAGGCAGCUUAA
Dracunculus medinensis (Guinea worm) is the source of this 1851-nucleotide messenger RNA. The record is from the annotation of a GenBank genome assembly. Lineage: Eukaryota; Metazoa; Nematoda; Chromadorea; Rhabditida; Dracunculidae.